Sesamum indicum (sesame) is the source of this 1619-nucleotide messenger RNA. RefSeq names its product LOW protein: nuclease-like protein. The record is from RefSeq and is a predicted model, not a curated record. NCBI's taxonomy places the organism in Eukaryota, Viridiplantae, Streptophyta, Magnoliopsida, Lamiales, Pedaliaceae.
AACUGAAAGCGAUGAUACCAAAGAAGUUAAGCGGACCUUCACUCCAAACACAAGACCCGAGUAGAGAGUACAAGUACAACUCUGCAGCAGCCUACCGGGGGAAUGGCCACAGCCGGCGCCACCAAGAGACGCCGUGGCAAAAGGAAAGGCACAAAGAAGAGGGUCAAAACCAAAACCCAAGCUAAUCUCAUCAAUUCCCAGUCCGGCCAUCACAAACACCUCUCAAAUUCAAUACCCCUGUUGAUUUCCGCCAUCUCUGGUGCGCACUCCUUCCUCCUCCGCCACGACCUCCACCUCUUGCCCUCUCAGUCCUUAUCCUUAGAAUCCCUACUCUCCGCCACAUCUCGCUCACUUUCCCGUCUAUACUCGCGCCUCUCGUUCCCUAUACCUCCUACCCCUCCUCCAUCCCCGCCCCCCGAGCAAAAUUGGUUUGAGUCUUUCCUCUCCUCUUCUCCCGAUUACGAUCCGAGGUGGGUUCAGUUCUUCAACCUCUCUAAGCCUUCUUUCACUCUCCUCCUCCGCCUCCUCACCCCUUCUCUGACCUCAUCUCUCCAUCCCUUGCCCCCCAAUGCCGCCCUCGCCGCUACCCUUUUCCGAUUGUCUCAUGCCGCAUCCUUCUCUGCUAUUUCUCGACGAUUCUCUCUUGACUCUUCCACCGCUUGUAGAGCUUUUUAUUCUGUAUGCAAAGCCAUUGUGGAAAAUCUUGGUCAUUUGUUUGAGUUCAACUCAGAUAUCAAUAGGAUUAUAGUGGGUUUUGGGUGGAUUUCUUUGCCCAACUGUUGUGGAGUUUUGGGGAUUGAGAAGUUUGAACUCGAGGGCCAUUUGAUGGGUGAGAAUGGGUCUUUGUUAGUUCAGGCUUUGGUGGACUCUGAAGGGAGGUUCUUAGAUGUGUCUGCUGGCUGGCCUGAGAGUAACAAACCUGAAGACAUAUUGAAACGGUCGAAGCUGUUCUCUGGAAUUGAGGAGUCGAAGGAGUACUUGAAUGGGCCGUCUUUCGAGUUAAAUUCUGGCAAUUCAAUUCCCCAGUACAUUUUGGGUGACUCAUGUUAUCCACUUUUACCUUGGCUUUUGACCCCGUAUAGCGAGAACAGGGAGUUGAGUUCUUCAGAAACGGCAUUUAAUGGGGUGCAUAGUAGAGGGAUGGAGUUGAUGGGGACAGCAUUCACAAAGGUUAAGCAGAGAUGGAAGCUUGUGGGGAAGAAAUGGAAGGAUCAAUGUAUUGAGGCUUUUCCCUUUGUAAUUGUUUCUUGUUGUUUACUGCACAAUUUUCUCAUCAAGUGCAGUGAGAUAUUGCCAGACGAACAUGCCGAGGGCUAUAGGGAUGCAGGGUUUCCUGUUUUUGAUGGAGAGGACAAUGAAAGUGGGAAGAGAAUUCGGGAUGCACUUGCUUCGCACUUGAGUCGGGUAAGUCAGAGAUCAUAGAUGUUGUAGGACUUGUUGGGAUACAUGUAAUGUAGUGUUUUCUAACUUUAAUGGAUCCAAGCUUCCAAAUGCAUUGCUGGUUUGUCUUUUUGAUGUGCUUUCAUGUAUGAUGAGUUCUCUUUCCCCUGACCUUCUGUAAUUAUGUGAACCACAAUUGGAAACUCAGUUUUGGAAACUAUAUAUGCUUCUAUCAUUCA